GGAAGUUGACGGCUGCGGCUCGCGGCGAAGGGGAGGAUGGAGGCGCUUCUCGAGAACCUGGCUCGCUUCGCCGAGGUGCUGGCGGUGGCGCGGAGCCCGUGGGCCGGAGACUGGGACGAGGCGGAGGUGAGGCGGGCUUUCCAGUGGGCCCGCUACCUGGAGCAGCUGAGCCGGCGCUUGGAAGAGGUGGCGAGCGCGCAGGACGCCCUCCGGCUGCACCUGCUGAGCCGAGGCGCCGGCCCCCGUGGCCACCCGCUGCCGCAGUACCGCCGUCUGCGCUUCGAGGAGCUGGGCCGCGGCGAGGAGAUGCUGAGCGAGGCGCUGCUGUGCAACCCGGCCGCCUCGGCCGCCGCCUUUCACCGGGCCGCCGCCUGGUACCGGACGCGGGGAGAAGGCGGCGGGGCGGCCAUCCCGGCGUCGCUGGGGCGGGCGGUCAGGGUGAAGGCCGCCGCGGGGGUCCUGCUGUUGCGGGACAGCGGCAGCCGCGUCGACCCCGCCGCCCUGUCAGAGACGCGGGCCCAGAUCCUGCGCCAACGGCUCGAGGAGCGCCUGAGGGGCCCGGAGGAGUUACCGGAGCGGCGGGCGGCCUGCGAGGAGGUUCUGCGGCGGGCCGUCUCCGUUGGCGGCGGGGAGCCCGUCUCUUGGCUGCCGCUCGCCGAGCUGUUGGCGGCGUCGGCAGCGACUGGAGGCGGCGAGGCGCAGCCGCUGGCCCUGCGGUGGUUGCUAGGAGACGGCCGCGCGCUACCUGCCUUCUGCCGCGCGCUGCCCUGCUCCCUCUUGACUGCAAUCGCCGCCCUGCACCCAGCCUUCGGACGCCGCUACCUGCGCUUCCUGCAGGACUGGGGCUGCAGCCUGCAGUACGACGCCGGUCGGGCAGAGUGGGUGCCACAGGAGGAGUCCCCCGAGCAGGGCUGGCGCGAACUUUUGGAACAUUUCACCGCCCUCUUGCAGGGACCGCCACCAGCGAGGGAGCCCACGGAGCGGGCACUGCGCUCUUUGAGAACUAUGGAUGGCGAUUUCGACGUGUGGGGCAUCAGCAUUUGGACAGAUCUGCUCCUGGCAUUAAAAAUGUAGAACUGUUUCUGGAAUCCUUUCAAUUUGUACGUCUGCGUUUGCACAUUUUAAUAUAUGUGUGUAUGUAUAUCCGAAUAUUAAGUUGGUGGCUGUUUAUGUUUGUGUUAAUAGUUUAUUUGAAAUUGAAACCAUUCAAGGUCAACCCAAUUUGAAGUUAAAGCAGCAUGGGAAGUCUAGGUUCCAUCAUGCAAUUUAGGAUUCCUCUCCUAGUUUAACAAGUGCCUGUAGGAAACUGCCUCAGUUGUACAUCCUUUAUUGUGAACUCUGACCAAGCUACUUUGCUUCCAGAUACUUCAUUCAAGAUGAAAAUGCCUUAAGUUAUAAUUUGCUUAUGAUAUGUUCUUAUCGAACAUAGUGGUAAGUAAAGCAGUACCAAUUCUGGAAUGGCUUGUGCAUGAUUCAGUUGCUAAUCGAUGCAAAUGACCAUUGUACAAAACAUUCUAUAAAGAGCUGAAUCUGUUUAUUGUUACAGGUCCCAGUACAAAUGUCAUUCAGCAAGCAAUUAUCAGCAUUUACUUAGCAUCCUGCACGCAGAUCCAUUGAGCUGAUGUACUUAAUUUUUUCCAGCAUUUUUUGUUGGACAAGCUCAGCAGUUCUGACAGCAUCUGUAGAGAAAGACAGAGUUAACGUUUUGAGUCCAUAUGACUCUAUUUGGCUUUCAUAGUUACAUCUUGUAAAAAAAACCAGGCCCUAAGUUAAUUUUCCAUAUAAUGCAUAUAUAAUUUUCUAACUGAGCAUGCAAGCUCUUGAAUUUUCAUGGUUCAGCAGAUGUAAUAGUUUUAAAAUGUUGGUUAGAAAACACAGACCAAUUCUGUACUUUACAAAUCCAGAAAUGUUGGAAUAUUAGUCCAGGCAAUUUUUAAUUUCCAGCUCUUCUGGUCCUUAUGUCAGGUCAUAUAUAAUAUAGUAUGGACUUUUCCUGACACAUUCUGCAUGAGUUUAUGCAAUACAUAGACUUCCAGAGAAGACAUAUAUUACUGAUUUAAACAUCCAUAUCUGUGAUUUGAAAGGGAGCUUCCCCAUUUGAUUAUGGAUAGGUCAACAUUUAGUGGUGUCAUGUUUAAACUCCUGUUUAGCUUCAGCUACCCACUGUUAUAAGUCAAUACAAAAGUGUCGUGUAAAUACACCCUAAAAUUUGUAUUGAAUCCUAGUCUUUGCUCUUGGGUUUAUCCAAAAUGUUUGUUGAUGUGCACGAGAUAAGUUUGAUGACCUUUCAACCAAUUUGGCUCCUUCAGAACAGAAAUAAUUCUGUACAAGCUGUUCACACCUUUCAAUAAGGUAAACACUGGCUUUACCUGGUGUAUCUGAAAGUAUUGUUUUCCUGUAUCCUAUCUGAGGCCUCCUUUUCAGAUGCAUGUUUUUAAGGUUGCAGAACUCUAGCUCAUCAAAUAUUUCUUUAAGAUGUGAGGGAUUGCGCUUAGUGUUUUCAUCUGCAAUAUCUGUGACAGAAGGGAUCCACUCAUUACCCAGUGAUUAGAUAUGUAUUCCAAGUUCAAGGCAUAAAUAUAACUUAAGUGUAAUCUCUGGGAAUUUAAAAUUUUGAUUGGGAAAUCCAAGCCUAUACUUCCAAAAUUGGGAAUCCUCAGGAGCCCUUUAAAAUGGUGGGCAGGUCCUGAUUCCUGACCCCAUACCUGGGCACUGAUUUUUCAGGAGUUCCUUUAAGGACUGUAGCUGGUUCCUGUCAAAAGCAUACAUCAUAAGACUUGGCUGAGAGCCCAGACAUCCAUUACACUUGUUAAAACACCUCUGCUGCAGAGAAAACAUUGACAGCUCAGACUGUCUCUGAUCUCUGCUAUCAAUUUUGCAAUGUUUGUUUACACAACACUGGUUUCAAAGUUUUGUGCUUUUUGUUGUUGAUGCUUUAGAGUGCGGAUGAUUGACACAUUUUUGUCUUCUAAGUGAAAUUACAUUUUUCAUGUAGAAUGUUAUGAAUUAAUUACUUUAUAAAGAUUUUGUUCUACACACCCUA
This is a messenger RNA of Carcharodon carcharias (great white shark), 3043 nucleotides long. It is a transcript of the gene fancf, whose product is annotated as FA complementation group F. The record is from RefSeq and is a predicted model, not a curated record. Bases 37 to 1074 code for a protein of 345 amino acids. NCBI's taxonomy places the organism in Eukaryota, Metazoa, Chordata, Chondrichthyes, Lamniformes, Lamnidae. The transcript has a single exon. Gene Ontology annotation, cellular component: Fanconi anaemia nuclear complex. Gene Ontology annotation, biological process: interstrand cross-link repair.